ACCUGAGCAAAGUUCGAACCCGGGUGAACAACUGCAGUAAGGCAAAAAAGUUUUUUCGGGUAUUGAAUAUUAGGAAAAAACCUGCAAAAGCUGCCUUAUCGCUGAUAAUCGUUUGCGUUUGGGUUUUGUUUGGAGUGGCAAAAUGUUGUGAGUCGGUGUGGUGAUAUGCGCGCGCAGGGUGACGGCGGUUCUCAGCUGAGUGACAGGUCAUGCGGACUUUGUUCACCCCGUCGCAAGAGUCCUCCUUUUUGAUUCACAGUCAAGUCACCAUUACAACAUGGAGAGGUCGUUGGUGGAGAACGUGUUUCUCUUCAGCCUUAACAUAGCCGGCUGGUUUUGGGGAAUAAUCAGUUUUCUGCCAUGGUAUUAUCUGGUCGGAAGAAAACAUUACCGACCGAAAAAUAAAGUGCAAGCAAGGCCUGUUGGUCAAUUUCCAGGCGCUCCGUAUCGAUGUGUUGAACACUUCGAUUCUUUGGUGACGACUCUUUAUGAUGGCGCAAAUACCUUGGAUCAACUAUUCAAGUAAGUUUGUAAAGUAGCCGGGGAAUUAAGCCUAGAUAUUGAUUUUUUACUGCAAGUGAAGUUUUACGUGUGUUUUGCGGGUUAAAAAGGUGCGAUUCCGUAAAAUAGCCCUUCACCAUGGAGAAUUGCAUGUACACGUAAUACACUCUAGUAGUUUCUCCCUCGUGUGAUGAAAAGGUGUAAAGGGGUUUUGAUUUUUGAUCACGAGGUCACCGGUGAUUUAUUUCGAUCAGUAAUGUGCCUGUUGUGAAACUGCAUGUUUUUGCCGUGAUAUUUGAUCAAAGGUUCGGUAGAUCUAGAGUCGAAAAUGGCAAAAUGAACGAUAAGUGGUCCAGGGUUAGGCAGAGCUAUAGUCGAAAUGGCAAAAUGUAUGAACGCGUUUGUUUAUUGCGCCGAGGUGAACCUUUGUUCCAUCAUUUAGGAAUCUUGUGGAACUGUGGAAUCGUGCGUUUACAGCACUGUCUAGAUGAUCUUAACAUGCAGUAAGGUUAAAGUACAUUCUUUGAGACGUAAAUAUGAAGGAUCAAAGUUCUCGCGCUUGAUAUCUUUCUGUCUUGCAAGCGACUUGCACGACGAGAAAGUAAAAUUCGUAUCAAGGAUCGAACUUCAAAUGGUUACCUUGCAGAUUCGUCUGUACUACGCAGCUUAGUUUUCCAUUUUUUGCCCGAGUUGUACUUUCCCGAGCGUUCGUUUUAUUGCCCACCGUAACGAUCGAAGUGCUUUUCUCGUCGAAAUACAUUUAAUUGUAACAGAGAAUCAUUAAUCUUCAUUUCAGGCCUCGAUAGUUCUGCUCUUUCUUGUUAGGUAUUUGAAAUUGUAUUUGUUUUGUAUUAUUUGUGUGGUGCUCUAGUACAAUAUUUAGUUGAAAGUCCAACAGUUGAGAUGUAUAUAGUCGGCGAAUUGUUAAAUGUUUGCUUGCUAAGCACGAAAGUUCUUGUGAUUGUAUUCAAUACAGGCCUGCUGUCCUACCACUUGAAUGAAAAAUUUGUUUGUUAGUUUCUUCUGUUGCUGUUGAUCGCAUUUUGCAAUUUCAUAAGGGGACACUGAUAUUUUAUAUCAGCAUUCUUGUGAGGCACUGUAUUAAUGGUUUCCCCUGGGGGGGUGUGGUGGAGGUGUGGUGUGGGUGUGUGUCUUUCUUUUGCCAAAGAUUACUCCUUUCCAAAACUUUGCACUAUUUUCUUUCGUGUCAAAAUAUCAAAGUCAAUCCUUAAUUUCGGACCAUUUUCACCAACUUUUAGUGCAUUUUGAGAUAAUCUUGAAACCUAUAUUGCAACUAGAACAUCUUGUAAACCCUUGUCCCUAAGAAACAAAGUUCAUGCCUUUGUACACCCCAGCUUUUAGUUUAAGACAUCCUUGUACUUUGAUCAUAUCAUUUUUCAGAAAAAUUGGCUCCUAUACGUAUAAACAUGUGGAGACAUUUGUCUGGAAUUUGAACCCAUAUUAAUCCUUGUUGUUGAUAUUUCACUUCCUGACCAAAAUUUUUUACCCUUUUCGGUAUUAGAAGUGAACAUAGUUUUUUCUAACUUUGACUUGGCUAAAACCAGUCAAAACGGCUGGAAGGAGCACCUAAAAGUCAGUCAAGUUUGCCAAGUUUAUGAAUGCUGAUGUCUUGUGUUGAAAACUAGACAGAUGUUACUAUCAGGGCUUAAAUUACGUCUGUGAUCCAGCCUAACACUAUGGAAUUAAAGCGGCUAUGUCACACUGUUUAUUAUACUUAAGAAAAAGCUAAAACAUCAAUUGAAUUUUGAAAAUAAUGGUCCACUUUUUUCGUUUGAGACUAUAUUUAGGUAUUGAAAAUGUUUCCUGUCUUCUGUUGCUAUGGAUUGCAAGAAUGGACAUGGAUUGAAACGUGAAAAAAUUGGGCCAACUUUUUUAAGUUUUAAUGUUUUGUCUGCAAAAAUGACCAAAAACUAUUAUUGUUAUGGUUAGUGGUCUUUUUCACAAAUCUACAGUUACUGUAGUACACUAAGUAAUGACUCCACCACAGAGUUGAUCUAAAACAGCAAUAUCCUUGUGAUAUAGCUCCGUUAAGUAAAUAAAAUGUUUGUGCCCCCUAGGCGUUCGGUUAACUUGUACCCAUACAGGAAAUGCCUUGGAACUCGAGAAGUCCUUAGAGAAGAAGAUGAAGUUCAAGCUAACGGAAGAGUAUUUAAAAAGCUUGUGUGUGGAGAGUACAACUGGCUGACCUAUGCCGAGGUAGAUGCAAGAGCAAGAGCAUUUGGACGUGGGUUAGCUGCUUUAGGACAGCAAGUUAAAGAAAACAUUCUUUUGUUUUCUGAAACUAAAGCUGAAUGGAUUAUUUCUGCACAGGGCUGUUUUGCUCAAAAUUUCCCAGGUAAAAAAUAAGACAUUUUUUGUCAUUGUGAGUGAAUUAAGCUCAAUUUUUUGUUCUGUUUUGUUUUGUUGUUAGUGUUGCUUUUACCCUUUCAUUUUACCCUUGAUUACUCGAACCAUGUUUUAAGCUCAUGACCAGUUGAAAAAACAUAUAUACUUCAGUCUGAAACCUUGAAUUUAUUUCAAAACAACUACAUAUAUUCUUUGUAUUCCUUUUUCAAAAUACCGAUAUAUCUCUUACUGCCCUUGAAGUGAAGUGUGCAUGUUACUUUCAUUCCUUCCCCAUUCCAUAUCCUUAUUUCUAGUUAUUUGCCUCAAACUCUCCAUGUUGUUUACAAGGAAUAUUUCUUCUUUAACGUUAAAGGAGAAGUUCAUUCCAAAAUGGCAGUUUUUUUCUUUUCGCUGACAAAAAGAUUAGAUUAAGGUAGGUUACUUGCCCAAAUUUCAGCUUCCAAAGACCUUUCCAACUGUAUGAAAUUCUUGUCUAAAGGAGCCCAAAAUUUGAGAUCCAACGGCCGCCAUCUUGGAGAACUCCUAGCAGCUUUGUGACAAGUACUUGACAUCAAUGCACUCAACCUGAGUUUGGCAGAAAGAUUAAAUCACUCAACACUUCCUUUUUUCUUUGUUUCGGAUUGUGUUUUUUGUGGUCAUGGCUUCUUGUGCAGCUCUGAAAUGAAGAAACGAGAAGUUUUGAGUGACUUAAGAAACUUAGGUUGAGCGCAUUGACGUCACACACUCAUCGGCAGGCUGUUAAGAGUUCUCCAAGAUGGUGCCGUCAGAUCUCGAUUUUGGGCUACUUCAGACGAGGAUUUCAUAGGGUUGGAAAGCUCUUUAGAAUUAAGUCGAAAUUUCAGUUUUUUUGUUGAAAAGAAAAAAUCCUGCCAUUUUGGAAUGAAGUUCUCCUUUAAGUUCCAUAGUGCGUAAGGAAGUGUUAUUUGCAAUAUUAGGCUGAUUUAGCAACAGAACGGGAACGUCAUUUGACGUUGGCGUGUAAAUCAAACAACUGGCUUGACCAAUGGACUGGGCACUGGAAGUCGAGUUUAGUCCUUUUCAUGUGCUUUGCCGUCGUCAAAUGAUGUUCCCAUUCUGUUUGCUAAAUCAGCCUAUUAGUAAAGUGAACCAGACAGCCAAUACAGAGCCCCUUUGAUUUUUCUGUCUUCUUUUCAGUUGUUACAGUUUAUGCGACUCUUGGUGAGGAAGCCUUAGUGCAUGCCAUCAAUGAAACCGAUGUCAGAUUUAUCAUCACAGAUGCGUCACUACUCAGCAAACUUUCAACUAUGAUUGAUAGACUACCUAAACUGGAACAUAUUGUCUACCUUGGAAAUGUUGUAAAGAAGUCUACCCUGCUUGGUUUCUCAAGGAGGGUGAAAAUCCAUUCAAUCCGUGAAGUUGAAGAGAUUGGUGAAUCGCAAGGUAAAGGUAAGCGGCUGUAACAAUCUUUUUCUUCUUAGAAUGUUUUUGGAGUUGUCAAUGCAGAUCCUUUAUAGAUUUCUUCAUGCCUAGCGUAUCCCCCCUUUUUGGGGCAUUGAAUUUAUUCAAUUUCUCUUUUAAAAAGCCCACAUCCUACACAACUGAAAAUGUGCCAAGGAAUUCAUUUAUAGCUGUCAAUCAUUUGCCUGGCACUAUAUCACCACACUAGUAGUCAGUAAACUUCUCCUGUUGCAUUUUGAAGAACAUCUCAAACAAAUUUCAACAAGGAGCAUUUAUGAUGAUAAUUUUUUUGGUGGUGUUUGCAAGUAACAUUAAAACUUGCAAAAAUUGUCCCAAGUUUUUCAAGUUUCAGUCAAUGUCAAUCCUUGUCAUCUGUUGCAACAGACAACAGAAAACAGUUUCAAUGUGUAAACAAAACUGGACCAUUAUUUUUGGAAUUUGAUUGAAAUGUAAAGGCAGGUUUUAACUUUUUAAAAUUUAGCAAAUAGGAUUACAUAGCGGCAUUUUAAUUUAGGAAGUUGUGGUUGUCCUUAAAAGAUUUGUUCCAUUUCUUACGCACUCGCAAACUGGAGACUUACUUAUGCCUUGUAAAAGAAGAGGUGUGGUUUGUUAAUAUUAUUAUCGUGUUAUUGUGGAGGCCUGUGUGGCCUGGUGGUUACACGCUGGGAAUAAAAGUGCUAAAAAUCGGCCAGAAAAUGUGUCCAAAGUUUGUAUAAAAAUAUGCUUGGAAUGUGACAAAUAUCUCUUAAACUAUAGAAGAUAAUGAGUUGAGACUUUCACUUUGUAUUUGUCUCAAGUUUUUCUUUCAAAUUCUCCAUGUUUGGGGUUAGUACUGCGCAUGACCAAAAAGCCCAUUUUGUGACAUCAUCAGUUGUGACGUCACAAAAAUGAAAUUCGAGAUUUCAAAUCAGACAAGUUCUUCAAUUUUAUGUGCACUAUAUUUCUGCAAAGUAUCACACUUUCAGGUUUUAUUUUCUUGAAGGAGAAGUCUUUGGGAGUUUUGAUUUUUUAAUUGGCCACUAGAGGGUCACGUGACUGUUUACCAACAAAAUGCCUACUCCAAAAUUUUCCUGGAGUCAAGUAUUGUUGCCUGUAUUAAUUUCAGUGUCAUGCCUUUAAAGGAAAGAAAGUUAUAGCCCCAAGAACUCCAAAAAUGUUUGUGCCUAUCACGCCCCCAACUCAAUCUUUUGGCCGAUUUUUACCAUUUUUUUUCCCAGCGUGUUAACACCUCGAACUGUGGAUCUGGAGGUCUGGGGUUCAAGCGCCCCCUUUGCGUUGUUUCGUUAGACAAGGAGCUUUACUCUACUUUGUCUCUCUUCACCCACAUGUAUACAGCUAUUUUGAGAAAGGUUGUCGGAAACAGUGCACUCGACAAUCCUGAGAAAGGUAUUGUGGGUGCUUUUGUAUUCUGAGCUCUUCAAAGAAAUUUGAGAAGGAUGGAACGAGAGGCAAUGGAUAUAUGUUUGCGAGUGCUAAAGGAAAGGAACAAAAGUAGGUUCGAAAGCUACAGUGUCAGGAACAGUGAAUUGAUUGUAUCCCAUAUUACCUUUCGGUAUUGUCGCAUGCACAUUUUUCCGACAACUUUCCUCAAAAUAGCUGUAAAUGGGUACCUGCAACAUUAUACUGGGGGGUAACCCUGUGAUAGACUAGCAUCCCAUCCAGGCAUGCUUCAUGCCAAGGAAACUGGGAUAUUAAGCUCCAGCCGUUUGAGCCUUUGGCUCAUGUGCGCCUUUUUUAAUAAUUAUUAUUGUUAUAGUAAUUGUGUAAAUGGUUUGUAUAUUCUUAGAACCUAUGGUCCAAAGGGGUCCAACUUCAGAUGAUACUGCAGUUAUCAUGUAUACAAGUGGCUCCACAGGACUUCCCAAAGGUAUUUUAUUGUUCCAUCAAAUCCUUGUGCUAAAAGUGAUCCAUCUAGCUGUAUGUCCUGUGUCUCAGGAUAUCAUUGGGAGAAAAUUUAUGUUGGUCACUAUUGUCUUUCAUUCUUCUCAAAACCAGGUGUUAUCAUACCUCAUGGUUCUUUAGUAGCUGCUAUGACUGGAAUUGUGUCAAGAGUGCAUCCCAAAGUUAGGUAAUGUUCUCUUUAUUUGUGUUUUGAGCUAAUCAUCAGCAUGUGCAUCGGUAUGGAUCUUAAGCAGUGACAAUAACAAAGGUCACAAGAACGGCAAAAAAGCAGUAGCUUUAUUUAAGUAAAACAACAACUUUGCAUGUGUGUUACACUUUUUUGCAUAUUGCUUUGCUAUUGUUGCACAACCGCCUUGUGAAACUGCAUAAAAAUACAGAUGGCUAUGCUUUUGUAGAUUAUUUGAAUACAAAUGUAAACAUAUAAACAGUUGAACCUUCAUUAAAAGCGGCCACUCUCUAUUAAGCAGCCAAUAAUCAAAGUCCCAGAGUAACUGUAAAAGGGAAUGGGAAAUCAAACCUCUUUUAAGCGGCCAUCAAGCGCUUGAUACACUUAGUCUGGCUUCAUUUUAAGAAUAUGAUGAGGGAAAAUUAUAUACAGUCCAAGGUAGAAAUCCCGUCACGUGUUUGUUUCAAAAUCAAGAGAUGCCUCUGCUUAAGAUCAUGCUAAUUUUUAGACUUUCGUGUCCUCCAUCUUUCUUUUUUUUCUUCAGUGAAAAAGAUGUUUAUGUUGGUUAUUUACCUUUGGCACAUGUACUGGAGCUUGUGGCAGGUAAGAAAGAACAUUGCUGAGAGGACUAAAUUUGUGUUAUUUUAUGCCAACAUAGAAAAAUAGUCUCCUUUACUUGUGAAUGUUACAAGUAACUAACUAUCUGUGCUCUUCAUUGUUGUAGAAACUGGAAUUCUUGCUCAAGGGGCAUCUAUAGGAUACUCAAGCCCCCUUACCCUUUCUGAUCAGGUAAAAAUGUUUUUAUAUAAGAUAAUCCUGAGGCAUUUUCCACAAUUUUGAUGUCUGUCUGCGUGGUUUUCCAGAAAAUUUAAAGUACAGUUGAACCUUUCCACAUUAACGGCCACCUUGGCAACAGAAGAAAGUGGCCAUUGUGGAGAGGUGGCUGCUGUUAUGGGGAAGACUAGGGGUGUUGUAUGACAAUUUUUUUAGGGAGCACAACAUGUUUUUUUUUCUGCUAAGUUUAUGCUUACUGUGUCCCAUAAUCGUGGAAAUCCAAUCAUAUAUAAUGUAUGGAGAUAAAAUACAUGAAAAGCUUGAAUUAUGUCUUGAAUCAAAAUGUUAAUGUAACAAAAAGAGAAAGGUUUGCAACUUUUGCUGUAAGUAUUGUAGACAAAUUAUUUAUGCUCACUGCAACAGGAGCAUAAAUGAAACAAAAUCAAAAUGCAGUUGCAGCGAUUGAUCAUAAAUGUGCCGUACGGAUCAAAUCUUAUGUCCAUUCUUGACUUUUUCGUCAGUCGCUGACAAAACUGGCUGUUGUCGAGAGGUUAUUUUCGCUGUUGCGGACAUGCGUUAGUGGCCGUUGCCGUUGUAGAGAGGUGGCCAUUGGCGGGAGGUUUAAAUAAGCGUAAAUCUUUCUGCUGGAAUGAAAUAAAGGGACCGUUGUAGAGAAGUGGCCAUUAGUAGAGGUUUGACUGUACAGGUAGAAGGAGCAAAAAAAAUGAGCCAACAGCAGCUGAUUAGAUUGAAAGGUGUGUCUUUCCAGGGUUCUCAAUAGAUUUUUAGAUAAAUUGCAAAAAGGUGUGUCGACUUUUCCCAUAAGCGAUCAAUCGCCGGGUGCCGCCUUCUAUUGAGAACCCUGUCUUUCACAGCUGUUUGUUGGUUAGGUGUCAACUUAUGUCCAGUCAAAAACAGGCUUGUCAAAUCCUUGAUUGACUGGACAUUUUGUCAGGUCAUUUGAAUUAUUUCUCUGAUAAAAGAUCUUCCAAACAAAAAAGUGAUCUGAUGGGAGAACUGGACCCAAACCGUGUCAACCCUGCUGUAUAACUAUAAGAUAGUUGCCUGUUAGUUCACUGAAUUUCUCUUGACUAUUAAUCUUGUCACUUUUCUUGUCUUUCCUUAGUCAUCUAAAAUCAAGAAAGGAACAAAAGGAGACCUGUCAGUUCUCAGGCCAACCAUUAUGGGUGCUGUCCCUGCCAUUAUGGAUAGAAUACGGCAAAAUGUUAUGGAGAAGGUCAAGGAGGGUCCCCGCCUUCUACAGCUUUUCUUCACGUUUGCAUACAGCUACAAGAUGAAACAGCUGAGGAUGGGCUACGAUACUCCUCUUCUUAACAAGUAAGUUCAAGCCACAAAACAUUAUGCACUUAUCAACAGUUAUUCUGUGGGUCAACCCUAGGGAUAUACGUGAGUAUUGUGUAGGACAUGUUGACAUUUGCUGCCAAUUUUAGCCUGGUAUGGGGGAUUGGAUCGCUUUUUGCCCCUUAGUAGCAGGAUCCAUGGGAAAGACCCAUGGGUUUUUUAAUGCACGUAGCGGAGAAGCGAAAAUUAUCCAAUGAAUAUUGUCCUGACUUCCGAUCAAUGACUUACAAAAGAAGCUGAACUUCAUCAUAAUUAUGCAGUAGACGGGUGCACUUUAUUUGCUCAUUUUUUAUCAACCCUUAAUAUUGCCAUGCUUUAACCCAUUCGCCCCUGGAAAUUGUGUCGAAAAAUGUGUUUUGAAGCUAAUCGAGCGGUUUUCUGGUCUCUGUGUCAUGCUAUAAAGAACUAAACCUUACCACAGAGCCGUUUACAGGUCAUACACUUCACAGCCUUCUGAUCUACAUGCAAAAUAUUAGCUUGUGAAUUUCGGGCUUGUGCAGAAAGCAUAUUUUUGUACUUUUGUGCUUUCUCUCCUCCCCUCUUUUUUUUUGCUUGUUUUGUCUAAUUUUGCUGGGGAUUUUAAUAGUGGGCUUCAUUUUGGAGGGAAACGUUUUUGGGAAAGCUUUUAGAAUAUUAGGAUUAGAGGAAGCGAAGGUAGGUCGAUAGUGGAACAAGAUUUCGGUCAAUAUCACAUGUUUUUUGCCUUUUUCUCUGGUGUUCUUUACUGAAUUCUGUUAUAUGGUUUGAAAGAUCUCUUCACCCUGCAUAAGUUAGCAGACAAUGUUGUCCUUGACCAAUAAAACUGAUGAUGUCACAAGCGGUAGAAGGGACGAGUGGGUUAAAAGAGUUAUUUUCAAUAAAGCAAGAGAAAUUUAUUGCAGUUUUAAAGUUCUGAGUUGCCAUAGGGGAGGGGUAGUGGUAGCUUUUUGUUCAGUAUAGAGGUUCACCCUUGUUUAAGGAAACUCAGUUCUUUAUGAAUAUUCACUUUUGCUGUAAAAUAAUGGAACAUUAAAAUAGUGUCCAUGUGAAAGUACUGCUCAGGAGGUUUUCUUUGAAUGGACACGCCCCAGAAUUUUGUCCACAGACUCAAAAGUUUGAACCACCUUACGAGACUCUUUUGUUCACUCUGGAAGUGGAAGAGCUAGAACAAGAAAGCAUUUUUUAAAAAUUUAUUUGUUGCAUUUUUAAAUAUUACAGUCAAACCAGGCCAAGAGUUCCCGUCGCUAACAGACUAAUAAAUUCAUUAAUGGCAAAUUGUUUCCGUCCGUUGGUUCCGUAGUUUAUUCACGAAAUAAAUAAUGAGAAAGAAAGAAAACAAGAAAAACCACGUACAAGGGAGCCAUAAAUCCGUCCCAAACUGUUUCGCCUGCCCACCAUUUUUCAACUGGAGCGCAGAGGAGCGUGGUGUCCAUAUAUGGCAAGGCUUUUGUUUAUUAAUCCAAUCAACAUUCCAUUAUUGAAUUGAGGCUCUAUUUGAAUAUUGCAUUAUUCAUUUCGUGAAUAAACUACGGAACCAAUGAACGGAAAGAAUUUGCCAUUAAUGAAUUUAUUAGUCCUUUAGCGAUGGGAACGCUUGGCCUGGUUUGACUGUAAAAUUUUCCUUGACAUCAAUUUUUUCUUUGCACAGGUUCAUCUUCUCGAAAAUGCGUAAUCUUUUGGGUGGGCGUGUAAGGCAGAUCAUAAGCGGAGGUGCACCAUUGUCUGAGGAUACUCAGUUCUUCAUGAAUGUUUGCUUAUGCUGCCCUGUUGGACAGGGUUAUGGACUUACUGAGACAUGCGGAGGAGGAACUGUCUGCCAUGGUAUGUUAUAUAACUGUGUAUUGGGGCAUCAAAUUAGCCACAAGUUUAUCAGGAUAUUUUAUUUUAACAGGGUUUAGAAUUUGGAUGACAGGAUUGAAGAAAUCUUGAAAUCUACAGCUUAGUCGCAAUAAUUUUUUUUAGUUUUCUUUAAGUAAGUGCCACUUUAUUGACUUUCGUGACAUAGCAGAGGUCGGUCAUCUCUUUUGAAAUGCCCUCAACUCAGGCAAAUACAUGGAUUGUAAUCAAUAAAGAGGGAAAUGUCAUUUGGGACAAGGAAAGCAUAAUCACAUUUGGGUUUUUUUGUUCACACUUUCUUGUUUUCCUUUUUUUAGCCUGGGAUAGAGCAAUAGGCCGCGUGGGACCUCCAAUUUGUUCAUCAGAAAUUAAGCUUGUCAGCUGGGAAGAAGGUUAGUAAUAAGACAAACAAUUUAUAAAAUGGUUCUUGGCCAGAAAGAUAAUAAACACAACAGACUUUCUUCUUUUGUUUUUGAUUUUUUUAGGAAACUAUACCGUCCGAGAUAAGCCCUAUCCUAGAGGAGAGAUUGUCAUUGGAGGUCCAAAUGUAACGAAGGGUUAUUUCAAGAAUCCAAAAAAAACAGCUCAAGAAUUUGAAGUAGAUAGAAAUGGCCAGCGCUGGUUCCAUACUGGAGACAUUGGCGAGUUCCACCCUGAUGGAUGUCUUAAGAUUAUAGGUAAUAAUGUCCUUGACUUGAUUUUGUUGGAAAUACCAUUUACUUCUGCUUAUAGUCGCUGGGCUUAUACAACUUCAUGACAUAGCAGUGCUGAUAAAGCCUUAUAGUUGGAAUCUCUCUCGGAAGUGACCGCGACCACUUUUUAGAAUGACAGUUUCAGAAUUUUCCAUUAUUUUAACCCUCUUUAAGCCACCAACUGAUACAAUGGUCUGAUCUUUGCGUUCGCUGUGUGAACUGUAUUAGUCAGAGUAUGAGAAUAACUUUCAGAAACAACAUGGAUUUACAAUAUAUUGUGAACUAACAAUUGCAUGCAGUACGUUCUCUUCAAAACCUAGAUGUGUCUGGACUUUUGCUUCUAAAUUACCUCCCACAGUUCGAAUGUCGUAAGCGACCACCCUUCAUAAGUGACCACUAACUCUUUGCAUUCUGGGUGGUAGCUUACAGCUGGGUUGACUGUAAAAAUAUUCUGCCUCCCUUGAAAUAGGGUACAGCUCAGAGAUGUUAUAUUUCAUCAGAGGGUUAGUACUUACCUGACAGGGAGAUGUGAUUCUCCAAAAAGGCAAACCCCUUGUAGACUGAUAUGAGCAAUUACUGAUGCAUAUGUUGUGCAGUCACAGUCUGGAUACCACAAUACGAAAGAAUAGAAUAUAAAACAAACCACAUGCGCUCUUCCAAACAUUAGUGGAGAGAGAGGCUGUAUCAAUUGGCAGAAUAAGUAGAUACAAUUGGUGGGAAAGUAAGAAAGCUCCAUUGGUUUGGGGACCAAUGGGUAAUUUAGUUCCUCUGGCAGCUGCUUCCAGACUGGACUGUUACCAUUAGGCAUAGUUAGGUUCCUUCUCAGAAGGAGUUAAAUGUAACUGAACGUGUAUUUUUCUAGACCGCAAGAAAGAUCUUGUGAAGCUCUCGGCUGGAGAGUACGUUUCCCUUGGAAAAGUUGAAGCUACCCUCGUACAAAGUCAAUAUGUUGAAAACCUCUGUGUGUAUGCAGAGUCUUGUUACAACUAUGUGGUGUGCUUGGCAGUGCCACGCCCUAAGCAGCUAAAGGCAUUAGCUGUUUCCCUUGGUAUCAUGACUGAUGAUUGGGCUGAACAGUGCAGAAGUAAGACUAUCACAGAUGCUGUGCUAAAGGACCUCCAGGCUCUUGGCAAAGCUUGUAAGUAUUACAGUGAGGUGAAAAGGUAAAGGCGCACGCACACAAGCUUAUCCCGGUUUCCUUAACAUAAAGCAUGCCUAGGAGUGAUACUACUCCCCUAGGUGGAAUGCUAGUCCAUCAUAGGGUUAUCCUCGGGCCGUAUGUUGCCAGGACCCAUUUAUACACAUGGGUGAAGAGAGACAAAGUGAAGUUAAGUUCCUUGUCUAAGGAAACAAUGGGAAGGGCAAGGCUUGAACCCAGUGCCUCCAGAUCUGUAGUUCAAGGUGUUAACCGCUUGGUUACACACCCCUCCACAAGUAUUUGUAAGGUGGAGUAUUAUUCUAUAUCAGGUUAUGGAUGCAGACAGCCACUUGAGCUAUCUAAGUGAUGCAAAAGCAAACAAAAGAGAUUUUACCACAAUACAUGUAAGGUAUUACCUUACAUGUAUUGUGGUAAAAUCUCUUUUGUUUAGUUGAGGAUGUUGUGCUCAAUUCCCCCUCAUUUUCUAAAAUGAUGCAUUUGCCAUACUAGUCCCAACAUCCACAUGCAAAUUCUCCAGACUAAUCUCCACACGUUCCCUCACAAAACAUCCCUUUGGUGAUCAAUUUUUAAUUCUCAUAACCUGUUCUCUUAUUUAUGUAUUGAAAUAUUUAUUGUUUGGCGGAAAUUUAUGCUGGUCACUUUUGGACCUUGGGGUUAAAACGAGCAGGGUACUAGGGCCAAAAUGCGUCCCACAAAUGUUUCUGGGAUGGUUACUGGGGACGUGCCGGUCAGCUAUUGGUCAAUUUUUCCCCGUCCUCAGUAACAGUCCCAAAAGUCUUUGCGAAAAGUUAACUCGGCCCAGUCUCCUAAUUUGUAAAGUGGCAAAUUCUAACUCCCAGCGUUGCUGUGGUCUUUUGCAGUAAAACUUGAGAAGUUUGAGCUCCCUCAGCGUUUGACACUGGUCACAGAACAGUGGACGCCUGAAACCGACCUGGUUACUAAUUCACUCAAGCUAAAGCGCCAGAACAUUACAAACUAUUACAGGGCUGCCUUGGAUGCUAUGUACAGUCACUGAACUUCCCAACAGUUCUCAGAUCAGAAGGAACUAUUGUUACACUCAAGGAAAACAGUUUUUUCUCAAGCCAUCAGAAUCUUGUCAAUUGCAGGCUAAUAGAACUGUGUGAAAUUCAAAAUUCAAAUUUGAAGUCCCUUGAGAUGUUUAACAGUGCUUGCCUGAAUUUGCCAAUCUGGGGAAUCUUAAAAUCAGUGUUAAAAUUCAACUAUUUAACUAUUCAUUCUGUGGGGUACUGUGGAGAAAAUUAUGCCAUUUUAAUAAAUUCCAGCUAUUACACGGAACUUAAAUUUUACCAAGAAAAACGUAAAGUGUGAGAAAAUUCAUAUCUGGUGCAACAUAGCUUGUUUGGUGACGUUGGAUCUGGAUUCAAAGUAUGGUUUACAGAUUGUUGGCAACACAGGCAAUGUUAUGCAGAUGGUGCAACUUGUAUACAGGCUUCUCAGGAACAUUUUAAUUACUAAUAAAGUCACUGAGAUUUGCGACC
This is a messenger RNA of Porites lobata, 13656 nucleotides long. The record is from the annotation of a GenBank genome assembly. NCBI's taxonomy places the organism in Eukaryota, Metazoa, Cnidaria, Anthozoa, Scleractinia, Poritidae.